Molecule: messenger RNA, 477 nt
Organism: Talaromyces atroroseus
Lineage: Eukaryota; Fungi; Ascomycota; Eurotiomycetes; Eurotiales; Trichocomaceae
Exons: 1
Coding region: 1-477 (158 amino acids)
Source: RefSeq, a predicted model, not a curated record
AUGCCCAUAGGCGAGACCAACCUCGCUACCCUCCUCCGGACCCUCGAACCUAUUCUCUCUCCCGAAACCUAUGUUUUCAUCACAACCACACAACCGCUCUCCUCCCUUCCACUCUCCACCAUCCAAUCCGAACUUAUAUUCCGAGAACCUGAGGGUCUGACUCUAAUCACCUCCAAGGAAUUGGCGGAAUCACACGGCUACUAUUACCGCCGCCAGAAUACUAACCAAGAUGAUCAUGGGUAUACAUUUCCCUGCAAAAAGAUCUUACUAAAGGUCCAUUCCAGCCUUGAGGCGGUGGGCUUGAUGGCGACGAUUUCGAGCAGGUUUGCCAAGGAAGAGAUAAGCUGUAAUAUUGUGGGUGCGUAUUUUCAUGAUCAUAUCUUUGUUCCUGUGGGUAAGGAGGAGCAGGCCAUGAGGAGUUUGGAGGAGUUGGGAGGGAGGCGAAGGCAGAGGAACGAAGCAAUGGCAUCUUUUUAG